AUGCUGACGGUGGAAAAGGCAAUCAAACACUUACUAAAGGACGUUUCGAAAGAAAGAAUUGUCACUUUGAAGCCACUGUCGUUUCGUUUCUGGAAAACUUAUGACGGUAUUUCGAGAUGCGCCGAGAAAGUGAUUGCGGAGAUUCUUUACGAGAUGGAAAUCUUGAAGCAAAAAGAAGGCUGCAAUGUUACGAAGAUCAGUAUAGUUGGCUACUCUUUGGGCGGCUUGAUCUCGAGGAAUGUGAUCGGCCAGCUUUACGAGAUGGGAUUCUUCGAUUCAGUUAAACCAGUUGUCUUCUGUACGUUUGCUACACCCCAUGUAGGGGUCCACUUUUUCAGAGAUCAUGUUUUCGAUAAGGUAGCAAACGUUGUCGGGAAAUUCAUUUUGGGUGUUACUGGCUUCCAACUCUUCAUAGCAGACCGAGAUCCCUUAUUGGUCGAGAUGAGCAAACCCAGCUCUAUUUACUUCAAAGGUUUGGAGUGUUUUGAAAAGCGGUUGCUAUUGGCCAACAUCAAGAACGAUAGAAGUGUGGCAUUUUACACAAGCUACAUCACUGAACAUUCACCAUUCGAUCACUGGGACAAACUCAAGGUCAAAUACUUGAAAGACCUACCUUCUUCCAAAAUUGGAGGCGUAAUGGUGAGGCCAAAGUUCGUCGACUUGGAGAGAUCAUGCAGAGUUGAGACACUGGGCAAACCGCCAGACAAUAUUCAAGAGGCGACUUCAUUUGUGAGACGCAAUAAGCUUGUCCGGUAUUCUGUCAUAAUUGUUGCUGCCUCCAUACUCAUUCCCUUCUAUAUUCCUGUCAUUCUUUGUUUGUCGCUGGUUGUGUCCUUGUAUACCUUGGUUAAAGUCAAGUUCCUGAGUGGGCCCGACAUUUUGAGCCACUGGAAGGAAGUUCGAAGCUCUGUGUUUGGUGAUGGUGAGGUCAAUGCCGAAAAUGCACAGCGUGGAGAAGAAAGAAGAAAAGAGCGUCACGAACUAGCAAAACACGAGUCCUUCAAGGGCGACACAUCCUCCUUUACUGAGCAUGGUAUGGAGAACGUUUUGUACGCAGAAAGCAGGCUCCAUGCAAAGCAAUCGGAGCUUUACAAACAAGAGGGUUCAAAAGAGGACGUAGGAAAAGAGGGUCUUCAGUCCCUUAGUGAGGAAACACAAAUCUCUCUGGUCGAGUCGGAUCUGUCGGAUUCGGACAAGAAGCCAGCUACCUCCUAUCUUGCAUCAUUUUUGAAAAGAAAAAAUCCUGUUGACAUAGAUGCUGCCAUCAACGAUUCAAUCAUGAAGACGCAUGCAGCCAAACUCUCCGUCACAGACUAUUCACAAUUCCCUCUCUUUACGGAGGAUACCAAACUAGCCAUUUCGGAAGAUCAGAAACAAAUCAUCGAAAACCUUAAUAAGCUUUCUUGGGAAAAGAUCGCUGUGUAUCAUGACCUGUUCAACGCACACGAUGGAAUCGUUGCUAGAAGAGGCGAAAAGACAAAUCCCAAAGGCACCUCAACAGUGUAUCUAUGGGUUUCAAUAAUUAGAAAUCAUUUGAGUGCCCAAAUAAUUGACCCAGACUAG
Messenger RNA from Candidozyma duobushaemuli, 1563 nucleotides. Its product is annotated as putative hydrolase. The coding region runs from base 1 to 1563 and encodes 520 amino acids. The record is from RefSeq and is a predicted model, not a curated record. Gene Ontology annotation, molecular function: monoacylglycerol lipase activity. The transcript has a single exon. NCBI's taxonomy places the organism in Eukaryota, Fungi, Ascomycota, Pichiomycetes, Serinales, Metschnikowiaceae.